Messenger RNA from Lutzomyia longipalpis, 841 nucleotides. RefSeq names its product 60S ribosomal protein L10a (gene RpL10Ab). Gene Ontology annotation, cellular component: large ribosomal subunit. The coding region runs from base 123 to 776 and encodes 217 amino acids. Lineage: Eukaryota; Metazoa; Arthropoda; Insecta; Diptera; Psychodidae. Gene Ontology annotation, molecular function: RNA binding; structural constituent of ribosome. The transcript is spliced from 3 exons. The record is from RefSeq and is a predicted model, not a curated record. Gene Ontology annotation, biological process: translation.
UCAAGAUGAAAGCGAGAAAGAGACAGCGCGGUGAUAGUGUUAUUUAUCUCUUUCUCAGAACGUCAAUACUUUUGACAAUAGCGCCCUCUUUUCUUUCUUUCACGUCGUGAGAUCCAGCAAAAAUGUCGACAAAAGUAUCGCGUGACACGCUCUAUGAGUGCGUUAAUGCCGUAUUGGCGAGCUCGAAGGAGAAGAAACGUGGCUUCCUCGAGACUGUGGAGCUCCAAAUUGGUCUGAAGAACUACGAUCCGCAGAAGGAUAAGCGUUUCUCCGGCACUGUCAAGCUAAAGCACAUCCCCCGGCCAAAGAUGCAGGUGUGCAUUCUGGGUGAUCAGCAGCACUGUGACGAGGCAAAGGCCAAUGAAGUCCCCUUCAUGGAUGCCGAGGCACUGAAGAAGUUGAACAAGAACAAGAAGUUGGUGAAGAAACUCGCCAAGAAGUACGAUGCCUUCCUCGCAUCGGAAUCCCUCAUCAAGCAGAUCCCACGUCUCUUGGGUCCCGGUCUCAACAAGGCCGGCAAGUUCCCUGGUCUCCUCUCCCACACGGAGUCCAUGACGCAGAAGAUUGACGAAGUGAAGGCCACCAUUAAGUUCCAAAUGAAGAAGGUGCUGUGCCUCUCAGUGGCCGUGGGGCACGUUAACAUGCCCGUGGAUGAGCUUGUGCAGAACAUCCAUCUCGCCAUCAAUUUCCUCGUGUCGCUGCUGAAGAAGCACUGGCAGAAUGUGCGAUCUCUCCACAUCAAGUCCACCAUGGGACCCCCACAGCGACUCUACUAAGCAAAUAUUUGCUUAUUUUAUUUUUUUUGCUAUUUGAAUGGCAAUAAAAGAAAGUCCACAGGAAA